Molecule: messenger RNA, 5272 nt
Organism: Anas platyrhynchos (mallard)
Lineage: Eukaryota; Metazoa; Chordata; Aves; Anseriformes; Anatidae
Source: RefSeq, a predicted model, not a curated record
AUCUAGCUGUGACACCACAGGAUGCCAAUCAGACUCACGAGAACUCUUUGACUCAGAUGCCAACUGGACUUAAAUCAUCUCCUGAGCCCAUGACAACUACACAAACUGUGAACCGGCAAACGCGGGGAGGCAGCAUUACAGAUCACUUGACAGUUGGACCUGAUGCAUCUACACUUGGUCUGGAUCUUACCACGCAGGAGUUCAAGCAGGACACCAAGUCGAACAUAUCUCAUGGCUCUUAUGAGAAGCAUGAAGUAGUCCUUCCUGCCACUGUGACUAACCUGACUGUAAAACUUUACUACUGUGAAACUAAUUCUGUUUGCAAAAUUACUUUGAUCAUAAACAGCCGAGAUGAUUCUGGUCCUGCUGUGGUAAAAAAUAUCACUUUGGACCGUGCAGUGAGAAUUGAGCUCAUAUGCAAACUGCAUGAUAAAUAUUCCUCUCUGAAAGUGAUUCAAGUGACGUGGAAGAAGGGAAAUGAAACAAUUGGACACAUCAAUAAAACGGAAAAUAGCUGGAGCAUCCAAUUGACAAUCUCGGAUAACAGUAAGCUGGGAAGUUACAAUUGUACCGUGAAAGGUGAAAAAGAAUUCAGCGUGGUAUUUCAUUUACAAGUACCGAAAAUUGAUGUAAAAGACAAACCUGUAAUCACUUACGAAGGAGAUAUAGCUGUGCUGGUUUGUAAAAGUCUCAAUUCUACUCCCAUUUCUUGGACCUGGUAUAUGACCAAUGGAAGCGAACAGAUUGCCAUUAAUGACUCUUUGGUGUUGGACAAGUAUGUAAUAGAUAAAGCAUUUCCCAAUGUAACCCAACUGAAGAUACUGAAGCUCACCAGUAAAGAUGAUGGUGUAUACUGGUGCGAAGCUGCUUUUGAACUAGGAAAAAGCAAAGGAAAAAUGAAGCUUAAAGUUCUGUCACUCAUGGUGCCACUCAAGCCCUUUCUAGCAAUAGUGGCUGAAGUUGUUGUAUUAGUAGCUGUUAUUUUCCUUUUUGAGAUAUAUUCGAAAAGGAGAGAGAAAUGUGCAGAAAUUGAAAAAGAAUUUGACCAAACUGAGCAACUUAAAUCAGAAGAAAGCAACGGUGUGGAAAACAGUAGCACUAGACACAGAAAAGUUUAAUCCGGUUCCUAGAAAUGAGAUUAAGCCUACAGAAGCGGAAAUCAUCACAAAGCUACAGAAGAUAUAUGCAGCUAUGCAUUUUAAACAUCAACCGUGCUUCUACAUAGACUCUUCUACACUUGUGAGAAAUAUGAUGCUUUUAAAAUAGCUGUGAAAUAGCUCAUUUUAUACAGAUAAUGAGUUCUAAUAUACUGUGUAUAGACUUUUGGUGUCUGUAACAUUGAUAUUUGUCAUUUACUAAAAGGCAGUUUGUAUGUGGUCAGAUUUCUUAUUGUUUUGUGACUGAUCUGUUUAAUUUUGUCAUAAAUUAGAACUAUGCUUGCUUUUACUGAAUGAACAGGUAAUAUUAUCAAAAAGUGGAUAUUGAAGGCUUGUUAGAAAGCUGGACUUGCAAGAUCAAAAAUGUAUUUCCACCAAAGAAAAUGCCUUUUACUAGCAUAUAAAGCAAAUGUGACACACAGCCACUUUUACCAAAGAAAUGGUCAAAGGGAAAUCUUUAUCAUGACUUUAAAUGAAACAUCAGCAGUUCUGCAACAUGCAGUGAACAGGAAAAUGUCUUCAUUAUACCUUUUGCUUAGCUUUAUUUAAAUCAGAAGGAAAUAUUUGAGGAAAUGUUUUGAGUACUUAAGAAUUUCUUUUAAGAUGUCCUGCCGUAUGGCUGUGGUGCCAGACUAUUUCCAUAUAGGCUAGGCACUUGAAUACUGUGCAGAUUAGGUGUUUUGGUACUAUUUCAGAAUAGAUGGAAGAAGCGAAGCAAUGGGGUAUCAUAUCAAAAUAUAAUUGAAAUAAUUCCUUUCUACACUUCUACAAAUGUAGACCACAGGAUGUAUGAGAUAUGCAGAACCAGUUCUGACUAUACUUUAUACAGAACACAGAAAUUUUAAGAAUUUCACCUAUGCAGUUCUUAACAUAUACUGUGCAAUUCGUAUUUCUACUUGCUUCUGCUUAUGGUGUUGCUUGACAAACUCUUUAUCAGAGAACAGGUGAUGAACAGGUGUUGAACAACGAAAAAUUCUAGGGUAAUACAAUAAAGCAGCAUGAGUACCGCUAGUUCUGUUUACACACAGAAUUGUGGCACUGCUUAAAUUAUGCUAUUGUUGUAGAAGGGUUAGCUGCCAUAAUAAAUACACUAAUUAAUUGCAUUAUAUAUUUGGCAAUUGAAAAUGUGCAACUAAUGGAAGAACAGGCAACUAAUAGAAAAACAGUUGAUUGCAUUACUAGCCUUUUUUUGCUAAUCCAAAAGAAAAAAUAGAAAAUAUUUUCUGUUGUGGACAGGAGAAAGUGGGCUCUCCAAAAGCAUUUCUUCUCCCACCAAAAGCAUUUCUUCUCCCAACAAAAAUAUAAGGAAAAAAACAGGCAGCAUUUGCAAACUCCCUAGUCAAGUGAAAAGAAAAUACAUAAAUUGCAUUGCCUCAAGUGGCCAUUUCUUUUUGAAGACAGAAAAAGGUAAAGGCUAGCAUUGGCUGUUUUAUUAGAAAUGAGCAGAAUCUAGUCUGAUCUGUACUUAAAGCUGCUACAUAAAUGUGAAAAAGUAGCAAUAAACAAUUAAAGGUUAGAGCUUGAAUAAAAAACAAUGGAAGUAUAUAAAUAUGAAAUGAAUGACUGUAAGGGCUGAAUACUGAUAAAGAUUUCCCUUGAUAAGAUACAAUGUUUAUUAUAUUUUGCCUUGGAGUUUCUAUGCACUAUAAAAGACAAUGCAUUUACAGGUUUUUAUAUGAAUUUCUUAUUGAUAUAACAGGCUUUUUUGCUGUAGCAAGUAGAUGUUUUCAGGUUAAAAAUAACUACUUCUGUAUAUUGAUAGUUUGAAACAUAAUUUUAAGUUUGUCAUUUGUUACAGAAUAUGGAUUUUUGUAGGAUAUGUGGUAGGAAAAAAAAAAGUGGGGGGGAAGCUUACUUACAGGUCUAUGAAUUGGAUUCUGAAUAAAGCAGAAUUCUUUGUAACUAAAAUGAGGCUAGGUACAGUCCAAAAAAGCAUACUAUAAGGUGAGGAGGGGACAGGGGACUACUCAUCAGAAACUGGAACAACUUUUUUCUGCCUUCAGUUAGCAUUUCUACAUGAUCUUAUAAUUGUGGUAUGAGGUCUUGGCCACCCAUAGGCAUGUUACAUGAAUAGUGUUUUGUCUUAGUGAACAAGGGCUGCAGUGACAGAAGGCAAGAACCAGAGAACCUAAACUGUACCUUAGAUCUAUGAUGUGUUCAUCCUAUCAGCGCUGUAUUAGAAUCAAACUGGCUGCUGAAAUCGUAGCUUGAUCUUUACCUGCCACCAGCAUGUUCUGCUUGCUCUGUCUCCAAGGGACUUGAUAUUUUUUGGGUUGGCAAGUAGGCUUAUUCUUCAUGUCUGCCUUGGUUCAGACCUUCUAGGUCCUUUUUUUAUCAUUUCCCAUACUGAGGGAAAUGAUAAAAAAAAAAAAAAAGUAUUAAAUAAUUGGUGUAAGUAACUGGUGUAACUCUAAAGGCAAAACCAACUUUUUUAGUUUAGAUACCAUGAAAGAAUCUCUAAGGAUCUAUAAAUACAUAUCUCAUGAGAAAUAGUUAACACAUGUUGUAUAUAUUCAAAAUGUUCCUACUGCAGUUGUUGUUUGUAUCUGUUUUAUUAUGCAAACAUAGCAUUUAACAAAACAAAAAAGGCCAUUAAUAAAAAAUAGGUAAUUCUAGGCAAAGACUCUCUUCAUCUUGUUCAAGCCAAAAGAUACCGAAUCAGAGCCAAAAACAAUUCUUAGGUUAUUUCCUUCAAACACAGCAGUUAAAUCCAACUGUAAGGAUCCACAGUAUUAAUUCUAGUAAGCAGUCAUCUCUAACAACUAAGUUAAACUGGUAGGCUGAUUCAAACCAUUGUAUUUGUCUGGUAAACCUUGUCUGCCUGGAUCAAAUCCUUGUUUAUUUGGCAAGAAGUGAUAUCUUACUGUUCUCCGUACCAACAAAAAAAAUUAAGCAUUUUGUGGAGGAAAAUAAUUGCACUAAAGUCUUCAAAAGAAUGCUAAAGGGCCAUGUUUCCUAAUGCUUUGAGCUAUUCACUGAAAAUCCCUCCACUUCCUGUACAUGCAGAGCAGCUGCAAGACCAGAUUCCUAGUUAAGUUCUACAAAUAUUGGACAAAUUUACCAGAUUGUGAACAUGCAUAAAACCAUAUGAAUACUUCCCAAGGACCGAAACCUAGGAAUUACUUAAUAGUGGGCCAGGAUAAUUAGCUGUAGGUCUGUUGAUGUACAAUCCUGAGAAAGAGAGGAAAAAAGCCAUUAUUACUAAUGUUGAUACCAAAAUCUGCAUGUGUGCACCUGUAAUUGUUUUUUUUUUUAGCCAAAGAAAACAAGGUUUAUAUUCUGCCUUAUGUAUUUAAAACUUUCAACACCGUUGACUGAGCAACUAAAAUUUUAACUAAAAAUAAACUUUCUAAUUCUAAACAAAAGUUGAUUCUUGAAAACUUCACGUUUCGAGUAGUUUUGCAGUCCUGUUUUCUCUUCGAGGACAUGCACGCAUAAAAUGCAUUGAACUACAUAUAAAAUAAGAUAAUCAAAGUUCCAAGGCUUACAGCUUUAUACCAAAGUGGUCUUUGAUUUGUCUAAAUUUAUUGACAACUGACUGGGCUUGUUUUUGUUGUUGAAUUUUAUAAGACUUCAAACUUCUAAUGUUUGUUCCAUCUUAGCCAAAAUGACUUUUUUUUUUCUUAAAGAUAUUGUCUGGUUUGUUCUUGAAUCAACCUUCCAUUUAAGAACAUAAUGAUUGUAUUAUUUUUCAUUAGUAGGGUAGUAUUUCCAUCAGCUGACUUGCUGAAUUAUUUUCAAGUUGACAUUAUGAGUUCUUCAACAGUGCCUUGAAGGAAAUAAUGUGUUUACCAUAGUUAAGUUCAUUUUUUUCUCUUUUGAAAUGUUUGUCAAGAGCUUGAGAGGAAAUCUGACAGCAAAACCUAUUUUUCUAUUAAAAGACUACUGAGCCUACUGCUUUUAUGAUGCUUGCCAUAUUUUACUCUCUGAUUUUAUACUCUGUGCUCACUUGACUGUUUUGUUUUGCUUGAGCAGUAAGAUGUAUACAGAAAAUGAAAUACCUUCUCCUAUAUGUUUAAUAUAUAUGCAAUAAGGAGAAUAGUUAUAAGUAGUAUGAAACAGCAAUAUUGUACUUUUAGAAAUAAUUACAAUAAACUUAACAAAGAAUCUAUAAA